This is a messenger RNA of Saccostrea cuccullata (small rock oyster), 3380 nucleotides long. RefSeq lists its product as uncharacterized. The coding region runs from base 1 to 3246 and encodes 1081 amino acids. Lineage: Eukaryota; Metazoa; Mollusca; Bivalvia; Ostreida; Ostreidae. Gene Ontology annotation, molecular function: metal ion binding; ubiquitin-protein transferase activity. Gene Ontology annotation, cellular component: cytoplasm. Gene Ontology annotation, biological process: protein ubiquitination. The record is from RefSeq and is a predicted model, not a curated record. The transcript has 20 exons.
AUGAGUGCAAUAAAUGCAUCAAAACGAUUUUGGAAAGUACAGAAAACAUCUGAGACCGAUGAUAAUAAAUUAGACAAGCUCUUAGCUCAGGUAGUAGAACUGUCUGAAACAGAUUUCCGACAAAACAAAGAGAUUUCGGAGUUAAUCAUAGCAAUUCUGACAACAAACGAAAACAUCUCCAAACUGAAUCAGUCUAUUGGUCAACUAAGAGAUGUCACUACAAUGGAAGCUUCAGAGAAUUCCGAUUUUCAUCGACAUACCACUGAAAAUGGUGAUCAAGAGGAAGAUAUGAAUGAUGUACAGAGAAAGACUGAAGUUGAUGUAAAUCAAUCUGAUGGUUUUAGUGAAGAAAUACCCGACGAACAACCAAGAACAUUAUCUGAAAGUAGAGAUGAGUCGUCGAUCAAUUCUUUUGGAGAAGUAACAAAAGAUAGAACCGAUGAGGAAUUGAAUAUAUGUGAAGAAAAGACCGUUGAUCCUGACGUCAGUGGAAGCAUUGACGAUGAGCAUAAUUCUGUUGAAGAAACGAAAUCUGAAUAUUCCCCAGAGGUAGGCUCUAAUUCCGAACCAGUUGGAAACUCUAUAUUAAGCAGUCAUGCUGAUCGUACUGCUCUCGUUCUUGAACCGGAAAAAUCUAUGUCUGAAAUAGUAAAGAGUUCUUUGGACAACAACAGCAAGGAAUCCAAACCACAAAACCAAGAAAGUAGUACUUCAUUCCUAUGUUUAAGAGCAAUGGAGGAUAUUCUAACCACAGCGGAGAGUAGAGGAAAACUGAAAAGGAGGCGAACUCAGCGUGACUUCGACAACAGGCUUGUUGUUAUGACAGAGGAAUCGAAAAAUAUUGAACAAACGUUAGACACGAAGACUAAGGAUUUGCAAAUUUUUGAAAUGAAAACAGAGUAUCCUAGUUUAGAAGAUAAGAUAAUGAUGUUGGCCAAGACAAGACGCGUUGACAAAGACCAUUGGGUAGAAGAGUCAAAAUUAGCUGGAAGGAAACACGAAGCUUUAGAACAUCAACCUGGAGGUGGAUUUGACACUAUAUUUAUUCUGGAUACAUCUGCCAGCAUGGAGGGUGAUGGUAUUAAGCAGUUGAAAGGCACUGUUAAUGAUAUUUUAGAUGAAUUUCAAAGAUUUUCUGCAUUGGAUCAACAUGUUGCUGUUAUCACAUUCGGAAAAGAAAAUAGAUUUCAAUGCUAUUAUUCCAAUCGCUACUACGAGAUCAAGCAAUCAAUUGAUCAACUAACUUGCGAUGGGCCAUCACCCUUUGGAGCAGGUCUUUUACUUUCAUGCGGUGCACGAAAUGGCUUUACCAAAGUUGGGAAGUGGAACAUCAGACCAAAUAUCAUUCUAAUUUCGGAUGGCAGACCUACAGAUAUCCAUUAUCCUGAAGGUCCAGAGGAUCCAGAUAUAUACGAUACCAAUAGAACACUUGGAGAAUUAAAAAAUAUUGUUGAGGACCUAGCAAAUCUAGAUUUUUCGAUUAAAUGUGUUCCUGUUGGUGAUCCAGAUAUGUCAACACUUGAAAUGAUAUCUGGACUUUCCAUUGGAGGAAAAAUUAUCCAUCUGCAUGAGGCCAGAAAGCUUGGGAGGUUCCCACGCAACGUUGUCAUUGCCUCACAAUUGCAAUUCCAAGAUGCCAAAAGAAGACUUGCAGAGAUGGACAAACCAACUUUUGAUGCUAUGUUUGCGAAUUUAGUGACAACAGAAGAAUUUACUCAAGAUGACAAGGAUGAUAUAUUUAAGAUACUUUCUGGAUCCUUAAAAGAAUUGAAGCCAGUUGCCAAUGAUCAGGAGAUACUAAAAGAUCAAGAGUGUCAAGAGAGGGACCCUAACAUGCCUAACAUUGGCACCAGGGUAAGGCGUGGUCCAGACUGGAAAUGGAAUGACCAUGAUAGCCAUCAACUAGGCACCGUGACAGGACAUUCUAAAGACCCUGGUUGGCUUUCCGUGGAAUGGGACACAGGAGGGAAUUGUAGGCACAGGUAUGGAGCUGAUGGAUGCUAUGAGGUCGUAGUAUGUGAUGACCCUCGAGUACUAAAUGAUGAGCUGAUAUCAGUUGGCUGUUUGGUAUCCAGAGGAAUAGACUGGGAAUGGGGAGACCAGGAUGGAGGGGCAGGCAUAAUAGGAACUGUUUAUCGUGUCAGUGAAAGAGCUAUAAUCCAUGUACGUUGGCCGAAUGGUAACAGGAAUAGCUAUCGUUUUGGAUUUUACGGAAAAUUUGAUGUUCAGCUUUGUGAUCCAUUCUCAGCUGAAGUUAAAGAAGCUUUAAAACGUCAGAAUCUGAUGUCUUCUGCUAGUAGUCAAUUAAUGAACCCACCGUCGCCGUCAAAACCAACAACAAAUAUAGAUCUAAAUAAAGAAAAAGAGCCAGAAAAACAAAAUGCAGCUGAGGAAGAAAAGAUGUCUCCUGAAGACUUAAAACAUACUGGUGCCUCUCUGAACAUUAUGGAUAUGGCACCCCCUGUAAAGCACUCUGUUUGGUCGGAUUUUGAUUUUCCUGCUGAUAUCUCAAAUAGCUUUUCAAACAGGAGAAACAGACGAAAACCUUCGGCCAAGGUUACUGCUACAUCAGUCAAAAAUCCAAACAAUACAGGGGGAAAAGAAAAGACACAUGAUCAACAGGCAACAGAUUCAAAAGAUAGAUUAUUUGGAGGCACUGGUGCUUCAAACGAUGUCUUAAAUCCAGAUGUUUCAAAUUCAGGUCUAUCAACGGGAGGCGCUUUACAAAAAUUCGAAAAUGAAGAAAGUGCUCCUGCAAAGCCAAAAGUUAAAUCUGAAGAGAUUGUAAAUAAUCCUUCUGCAAAAUCAAAUAAUCAGAUCUCUGUAAAGAGUUAUAUAUCUUUAAAAGACGAGAAAGAUAUCAAUGAAGGUGGCGAAAUUUUAUUAAAAUGUUUAGUAACUGAGUCUAAUGAUAAAAAUAAGGACAGCUCGGUGUCCACGUCAAAACGUUUGGAAGACCACUAUACAGAUAAUAAGCAAAAGACAAAUAGCUUUUCAAGCGUUCAAGAUUCAGUCUCCGCAACAACGUGUUGGGAGUGGAAGGAUUCAUCUGGGCAGUGGAAACUUUAUCCUGAGGAUGUACAAGAUAAAUUGAGGGAAAAAUUUUUGAAAAACCCGAAAUCAACAGUGCUUAUAUCUUUAGAAAAUUCUUGUUUCAGAGUUGUGCUAUUUCAAGGCAAACAUAUCAACACAGAAACCAAGGAAAUAUCAGAAAUCAGGAGAUUUGAUCCUGAUCAAGUGAAAUGACAGAGAGAACAAAAUAAAUUUGUAAUAUAAAAAAAAAAGAUAGUAAUUUUUUUAUUCUUUAUUGUUUCAAAAUAAACUGAUUAUAUGGAUUUAAUUUAAACUUUACAAGUGCCAUAUUCAUGCUUUGUUAUUGA